UCAUUAUACUUCACACUGUUAAUACAUCAAUCGAACCCGGGGUAAUUUGGUUUGAUAUGGUGAUAUGUAAUAAGUUUCUCUCUCUAGUAAUCAAUUUCCUCUGUUGAGAAAGAACCCCGAUUGGAUCUCUCUUUAUCUCUUUCCUUUCUCUCCAUCGGCGUCUGUGAACCUGUGAACGAAGAUCAAUGGAAAACGACGCCAUCGAUCGCCUGCUUCUCGUCCAUUCCGAUCUCUCCUCUCUCAUUCACCAGGACAUGCUGCUGGUUGUGUUUUUUUCAAGGAAUUAGUAGGUGGAGUUGUCAACUAGCAAGAUGAGUGGAGAGAAAAAGGUUCAAGAACUUCACAACUCUUCUACUGAUGAGGGUCCAAAAUCUAUAAAAGAUGAUGCGAUUUUUCAUACUUUUGGUCUCGAGCGUCGUGCGUCGUGGGAGUGUACGAGGACUGGGAUUUGGGGCAUUACCAUCUAAGUUUGAUGCACAAGUACACCAAAAUGAGCACGUGAGAAAACUUAAAGGCAAGGCGCUGGACUUAGAACAACAACUCGAUGAGAUAAGAGCCAUGCUUAUCAAAGAAAGAAGGCAAAAUGAUGGUACCAAUCCCUCCCAAAGAAGUUUCGAUCUACUCCAAUCUACUCCUCAUGACAACCUUCCAACUUCGGUGAAUGAAGUUGGUUUGUUACUGAAAGCAUUGAAGCUAUAAAAAUAUCUAAACGUGCUGGUUUUUCAAUUGCAAACCUUCUAACUAGUUUAGAUACAGUGGUAGCUGGUUGUGGGAUAACCAUAGGUGGUAGUCAAAGUGUUGCCUAAAGUUAUGAGAGGGUUCCCUUCUCGAUGCUAGCAUAUGAUAUGGUUCCCUUCUUGGUGCCAACCUAGUUGGGAUCAAGGUGAGGACAAAGUUAGAAUCUCUUGAUGGUAUAGUGCCUCCUAGCCAUGGUUUUUUUAUUAGCAGUACAGCCAUGAAAAAUGUGUGGUUGUCAAUGGAACACCAGGUUAUUUUGUGGUGUAAUCAACUUGUAGUGCAGGUGCUCCACACUUUCCUUAGUCUGAUGGACCCUGAAGCAGGUCAACCAUUUUGUGAUACACAAAAAAGACUUGCAGCAUUCACAAAGAUGCUUCAUAGUGGGAUGCCACUGAGUUCUAAUUGGUUGAGACAAUCACUAUUACCUCAACAGGCAACCCAUGAUCCCGUUCAAGAUGGAAAAAAAAUUACUGGAUCUCAAGGGCAUACGCUGGCUGCUUGUCCCAGUAAUGUUUGUUGGACUGAUGAUGGCCUUGAAAGGGACCUAUAUAUUCAGACAUCUAGUGUCACUGUUUUAGCGAUGGAUGGUAGAAGAUGUUCAACUGUUUUUAAGAGCUUCUUUAAUCGUAUUCCCUGUUCUUUUCAUGGCUCAAGCUUUCGGGCAAAGUUUGAGACAACGGGGUCCAAUGGAAAAGGCCACUUUGUACUUGUUACAAAUCUUGUCCCAUGUUCUGGGAUUAGAUUACAUCUUUGGCCUGAGAAAGGAAAAUCAGCAUCAGACUUGCCUGUUGGUAAAAGGGUUCUAGAAGUGACACAAAAAAUGGUGCACAUUCCAUCAGGACCAGCACCAAGGCAGAUUGAACCAGGUAGUUAGACUGAGCAAGCUCCUCCAUCAGCUGUAUUUUUGUUGGCUCCUGGGGAUAUGCAUGGUUUCAGAUUCUUGACCAUCGCAGUUGCACCUAGUCCGACUGUUUCAGGAAGGCCUCCACUUGUUGCUUCCAUGGCAAUUGGACAAUUCUUUAGUCCAGAAGACGGGGAAUUAGAGUUGUCUGCUCAGUUGUUGCUCCUCUCAACUUAUUCUCCGAAGGACAUAAUAUUGAAGGAGGACCAUCCACUUGCUUUCAAUGUCAUUUGCUAUUACCUUAGGCCUUUUUCCUGUUAAAAGGAUUUGGAAUAAGUAAAACUAAGACACAGUAUAUGGAGUGUAAUUUUAGUAACAGUUACAAUCUAUGAAGCACUGACUCCUCUUCGAGGGCUC
This is a messenger RNA of Camellia sinensis, 1996 nucleotides long. The record is from RefSeq and is a predicted model, not a curated record. NCBI's taxonomy places the organism in Eukaryota, Viridiplantae, Streptophyta, Magnoliopsida, Ericales, Theaceae.